CCGCUCCCGACUGUCGCCCCCGCCGCCGCAGGGGGGACGGGUUUCUCUGGCCUGCCAACUCUGCUGCUCUGGAGGAUUCGUGCGUGCUCCAGUCCCCACUGUGACAGUCACAGGAUCCGCAGCGACGAGUGCGCGCGCGUGGUGUGAAGUGUUGUGCACAGUCCCACACCUGUUUAUUGGCUCCGCCCCGCAGCUUGUGUUGAAGGGAUGUCGUGACAGGAACUGAGACUGAUAAACAUCUGAUGAAGCCAUGACCAGGUGGGCACGAGUUACUACCACACAGAACAAAAGACCCUUCCCUGCAACAUCAUGGGAGGACAUGAAGAAGGGGUCCUUUGAGGGAAAAAGCCAAAACCUACCAAAGAGUAAACAACUUGAAGCUGAUAGUCUGUCCCUUAAAAAUCAUGCAUCCCAAGCAAAACACAAAAAGAAUAAAAAGAAAAAGGAGUAUUUAAAUGAAGAUGUGAACGGAUUCAUGGAAUAUCUAAGGCAAAACUCACAGAUGGUUCGCAAUGGGGAGAUGAUAGCAGCAGACAGUCAGGAAGUCAGGGAAGAAAUUGCAGUUGCUUUAAAGAAAGAUAGUCGCCGGGAAGGAAGACGAUUAAAAAGACAAGCAGCAAAGAAAAGUGCAAUGGUAUGUUUCCAUUGUAGAAAACCUGGCCAUGGGAUUGCAGAUUGCCCAGCUGCCCUUGAGAAUCAAGAAAUGGGCACUGGAAUAUGUUACCGGUGUGGAUCCACAGAGCAUGAAAUAACCAAGUGCAAGGCUAAAGUAGACCCAGCUUUUGGUGAAUUUCCUUUUGCAAAAUGUUUUGUUUGUGGGGAAAUGGGACAUCUGUCCAGAUCCUGUCCUGAUAAUCCCAAAGGACUCUAUGCUGAUGGUGGUUGCUGCAGACUUUGUGGCUCUGUGGAACAUUUUAAGAAAGAUUGCCCCGGAAGUCAGAAUUCAGAUCGAAUGGUCACGGUUGGUCGCUGGGCAAAGGGAAUGAGUGCGGACUAUGAAGACAUUUUGGAUGUGCCUAAACCACAGAAACCCAAAACAAAGAUACCUAAAGUUGUUAAUUUUUGAUGAUUAGUGCUAUCGUUUGUUAGCACCUCAUUGUUAAACAUUCUGAACUGGGCCUACUUCAUAAGUUGGAGCUGGACUCUCCGUUGGAGUCCUGUAUUGUAGAUAUCAGUAUAAUCUAGGUGUGGUCAAAGCAGUUCCUGAGUUCUGUCCAUCAAGGAGCACUUCUACCAUUGUUUGGAGAAAAUCACUGAAAAAAAGUAUAAUGUGUUCAAAAUGGAUUUUCUAAAGAAUAUAUUUUUAACCAACAGAACUUAGGUGUAACUCAGUGGUUAUAUACCUGAUUGUAGCAAUCAUCUUUUUCUAAAAACAAGAUUAUGCAUUAAUAUGAACUAUCCCUAAACAUAGGGUACCUGCUUUGCAUUUGGAAAUGAAUUUUUGUUAUAUUGUUUUCUUGGUUCAAAGUAUCAGUUUAUUAUUAUAUUAGAAAUUAAUUUAUAAUUGCCACAAAAUCUGUAUUUUAAAAAUAUUUAAUA
This is a messenger RNA of Balaenoptera ricei (Rice's whale), 1539 nucleotides long. It is a transcript of the gene ZCCHC9, whose product is annotated as zinc finger CCHC-type containing 9. The record is from RefSeq and is a predicted model, not a curated record. NCBI's taxonomy places the organism in Eukaryota, Metazoa, Chordata, Mammalia, Artiodactyla, Balaenopteridae. Gene Ontology annotation, molecular function: nucleic acid binding; zinc ion binding. The transcript is spliced from 7 exons. The coding region runs from base 251 to 1066 and encodes 271 amino acids.